AGCGGUCGGCGCAAGAUCCGGAUCGAGUACAUCACCGACAAGUCCAGGCGGCAUAUCACAUUUUCAAAGCGCAAGGCGGGAAUCAUGAAGAAGGCGUACGAGCUGUCCAUUUUGACAGGAACGCAGGUGCUCCUGCUCGUGGUCAGCGAGACGGGUCUAGUGUACACCUUCACCACAACCAAGCUGCAGCCAUUAGUGCAGAAGCCCGAUGGCAAGAAUCUGAUCCAAGCCUGCCUGAACGCACCAGAC
Messenger RNA from Dioszegia hungarica, 249 nucleotides. RefSeq names its product SRF-type transcription factor (DNA-binding and dimerization domain)-domain-containing protein. The transcript has 3 exons. The record is from RefSeq and is a predicted model, not a curated record. The annotation marks the transcript as partial. Gene Ontology annotation, molecular function: protein dimerization activity; DNA-binding transcription factor activity, RNA polymerase II-specific; RNA polymerase II cis-regulatory region sequence-specific DNA binding. Lineage: Eukaryota; Fungi; Basidiomycota; Tremellomycetes; Tremellales; Bulleribasidiaceae. Gene Ontology annotation, biological process: positive regulation of transcription by RNA polymerase II.